CCCUCUUGGUGACUGCGCUGCUGCCCGGCAGGCGCCAAAGCCAACGUGACCGGCCUCUCCGCCAUCGCCAUGCGGGAGAACAACUCGGACGUGGUGGAGGUUCGCUUGGGAGAAAACUCCCCCGCCUUGGAGGUCCUGCUGAAUCAAAAGGCCCUCAACUUUUCUGAACAAACCUGGAUGGACUUAAACGGCCUCUUCCUCUACAGCAGCCCUGGGCAGAACGUCUCGGUGCUCUUCUCCUCCGGAGCCGGCGUGGAAGUCAGCGGCCAGGGAGGGAAGGUGCUCAGCCUAACGGUCCUGCUGCCGGAGACCUUCCAGGACCAGACGGAGGGGCUCUUUGGCCGAAUGAACGGCAGGCCGCAGGACGACCUGACCCUCCCCAACGGCACCGCUCUGGAUGUGGCCAGCAGCGGCCCCCGGGAGCACUUCGCCUUCGGAGCAGAGUGGGCCAUCAGCAACGCAACCUCCCUCUUCACCUACGACAGCUGGGAGCUGCUGGAGAGCUUCGUCUACGGGCCCAAGCACCACGCCUCUUUCCUGCCCUCCUUUUCGGUCCCCGGAGACGCCAACCAGACGCUCGUGCAGCAGGCGGCCUCCGUCUGCCAAGGCGAUCCCUUCUGCCGCUUCGACGCCCUGACGACUGGGGACCUGGCCCUGGGGAGCCUCACCAGGGCCUCCCACCAGCGCUUCCAAAAACUCCAGCAGGACUUGAAGCCAGUGGUUUCGUGCGGCUGGCUGGCCCCACCCGCCAAUGGGGAGAAGAUCGGGACCGACUACCUCCAGGGCUCCCUGAUCCACUUCCGCUGCCAUCCCAGCUACACCCUGGUGGGCUCGGCAAGCAGGCUGUGCCAGGAGAGCGGGACCUGGUCGGGAACGGCCCCCAGCUGCCUCCCCAACGCAGGUAGGACCCUCCAGCGGUUCCCCCCCCAGCCCCCUGCGACCACCCACUUUACAACGG
Notechis scutatus (mainland tiger snake) is the source of this 958-nucleotide messenger RNA. Lineage: Eukaryota; Metazoa; Chordata; Lepidosauria; Squamata; Elapidae. The record is from RefSeq and is a predicted model, not a curated record.